This is a messenger RNA of Spirodela intermedia, 1702 nucleotides long. Lineage: Eukaryota; Viridiplantae; Streptophyta; Magnoliopsida; Alismatales; Araceae. The record is from the annotation of a GenBank genome assembly.
AUGGGGAAGUCCAAUGCGGAGGUGUUCGAGCUCCAGGUGAAGCAGGGGGAGCCGAGCCUGGUGGCGCCGGCUGGGGAGACCGAGAAGGGGCCUUACUUCCUCUCCAAUCUCGACCAGAACAUCGCCGUGGUCAUCCAGACGGUGUACUGCUUCAGGGAGGAGGGGAAAGGGAACGUUGACGCCGCCGAGGUGAUGAAAGCGGCCCUGGGAAAGGUCCUCGUUGACUACUACCCGCUCGCCGGGAGGCUCACCCUGAGUCCUGACUGGAAGCUCGCCGUGGAUUGCACCGGCGAGGGCGCCGUAUUCGUGGAGGCCGACGCCGACUGCGACUUGGAGGCAAUCGGGGACUUGGUGAAGCCCGAUCCGGCCACUCUCGGGAGGCUCGUCUACUCCGUCCCCGGCGCCAAGAACAUACUCGAGAUUCCUCCUCUGGUGGCUCAGGUACGCUGCUUCCGCUAGGACCUUAUUAUACAAAUUAUUAGUUUGUCUUCCUAAACUUCUCAGAAAAACGAGCUCGCUUUUGAGCGAGCUACUCUUACCAAUCAGGCCACUUGGAUCAGAACUAAUUCAUAUGUUUUCAGUCGCACACCUCGAUGCGUUGACUUUUUAAUCCCGAGUCAGUCCCAAUAUUGAGAGACAAUUGAGAUUUAUAUACAUAUAUAAAUAGAUAUAUAUGUAUUACUUUUGUUCUAGUGCUUAGGGAGCAUAAAAACUAUUUUGCAAGAACAAAUGACAAAAUUCAGCUUUCAGCCCGCUCCCGGAUACUGGGUGAUCGCUUCGGAUUACCAUAUAUCUCCAUGAAAUACGGUCGCUCACCGGUUCUCAUUCCUCAUUGCACCAGGUGACGAGGUUCAAGUGCGGGGGCUUCACGCUGGGACUGGCCAUGAACCACUGCAUGUUCGACGGCAUCGGCGCCAUGGAGUUCGUCAACUCGUGGGCGGAGACGGCGCGCGGGCUGCCCCUGUCGGUACCGCCGGCCCUCGACCGGACGCUCCUCGCCGCCCGUGCGCCGCCCCAGAUUGACUACUCCCACGACGAAUUCAAGCAGAUCGAGGACGUCUCCGACAGCGAUUCCCUCUUCGAACAGCAGGAGAUGAUCCACCGGUCCUUCUCCUUCGACCUCGAGAAGCUCGAGAAGCUCAAGAAGGAAGCCACUGCGGACGGCUCCCUCGGUGGCUGCACCUCUUUCGAGGCGCUGUCGGGUUUCGUCUGGAGGGCCAGGACCCAAGCCCUGCGCAUGCAGCCUCACCAGCAGACGAAGCUCCUCUUCGCCGUUGACGGCCGGAGACGCCUCGAGCCGCCGCUGCCCAAGGGGUACUUCGGCAACGGGAUCGCGCUCACCUACUCCCUCUGCGCCGCCGGGGAGCUCGUCGACGAGCCGCUAUCGUUCGCGGUGGGGCUGGUGCAGAAGGCUGUCCGGAUGAUCACCGAUGGUUACAUUCGGUCGGCCAUUGACUUCUUCGAGUCGACCAGAGCCAGGCCCUCGUUGACCGCCACCCUCUUGAUCACCACCUGGUCGAGGCUGUCCUUCAAUUCCACGAACUUCGGCUGGGGUAAGCCUCUGCACUCCGGUCCGGUGACCCUCCCGGAGAAGGAGGUCUCGCUGUUCUUGUCCCAUGGGAAGGAAACCAAGACCAUCAACGUACUCAUGGGGCUGCCCACCGCCGCCAUGGAGACCUUCCAAGAGCUGAUGGAGCUCUAG